Messenger RNA from Daldinia vernicosa, 824 nucleotides. RefSeq lists its product as uncharacterized. The record is from RefSeq and is a predicted model, not a curated record. The transcript is spliced from 2 exons. The coding region runs from base 139 to 465 and encodes 108 amino acids. Gene Ontology annotation, biological process: respiratory electron transport chain. Gene Ontology annotation, cellular component: mitochondrion. NCBI's taxonomy places the organism in Eukaryota, Fungi, Ascomycota, Sordariomycetes, Xylariales, Hypoxylaceae.
UGUAACUAUAUGUAAUGUUGCGUCAUGUCCAACCGUCUUUCUUUUCUUCAUACUUAUUUUUUAUUAACUAAUUAAUUACUAGGUAACAGGUAUACAUACUUGCCUUACCCAUCUCCUACAUAACAAUCCGCAAACCCCAUGUUCACCUUCUCUCGCCCAAUCCGACUCUUCUCCUCCAUCUCGCAACAUCUCCAAAAAAACCCCCUCAAACGAAAACGCCUCCGCACCAACGAUGCCGUAGCCGCCUCCCUGCUGCCGCCUCCCGAUCCCGUGCUACGGCGGGAGGUCAUAUCCAUCUACAAGGAGCUCCUGAACCGCGGCCGCGACUAUCCCAAGGGCUACGACUACUUUCGGCAACGGCUCCAUAAGGCCUUCAAGGAGAAUGCGUCGAUACGCGACGCGAAGCAAAUCCAGAAAAAAAUUAAACAGGCCAAAUACAUACAAAGAGAACUCGAAGCCCUGUAAGUCUAAUUGUCGAAUCUAUUCGUUACGACUCCAUCAAUACCCGGCAGGUCACUUUUCACGUAUACUAUAAUUUCGCAACGACUUCAUCCAACCCUAUUCCAUUCGUAUCGUCUAUAAACAUCAAGCUCUCGGGCUUAGUGGCCAAUUCCUUUAUAUAACAUCCCAGGACGAACAUUGUUCUGCGCCUGGUUUAGUUCCACCACACAUAUACACCAUACAUAUAUACUCGUCACAUAUUCCCGAUCAUGUCUCCCGCCCAAUGCACCCGAUAUAUAUGUAAAAAUAAAAGAGAUAAAUAAGACAAGAAAAGAAUAUAGCCAGGAUCCCAGUCCCGAAUAUGCACCACCAAAACCUAUCCC